Molecule: messenger RNA, 1658 nt
Organism: Triplophysa dalaica
Lineage: Eukaryota; Metazoa; Chordata; Actinopteri; Cypriniformes; Nemacheilidae
Product: Serine/threonine-protein kinase pdik1l-B-like
Exons: 4
Coding region: 198-1268 (356 amino acids)
Biological process (GO): positive regulation of autophagy; autophagy; autophagosome organization
Cellular component (GO): cytoplasm; autophagosome
Molecular function (GO): ATP binding; protein serine/threonine kinase activity
Source: RefSeq, a predicted model, not a curated record
AUCUAAAACAAGGAAGUGCUGCUUUACGUAUAAGAUGCACAAUCGCACAUUUUCAAUAGGUUAUUCAAAUAAUUUCAGUUUGUAUCAAAUAAACAAAGCAUUUCGAUUAACUAAAAUAUUCGUUUACCGCGGGUAAAGUCAAAAACAACCCCUACGAAUCUUCAUUUUGAUGCAAUCACCAAGGAAAAGCUGAUAAGAUGGAUGAUAUCUACACUUUGCAGCAGGAGGUGGGAAGAGGAAGCUACGGCGUGGUCUUCAAGGGCCGUGUGUCAGAGACAGGCUGGUGGGGCCAGAGGGGUGACACGGUGGCCAUCAAACGUCUACCGUGUUGUAACCCAGAGAGUAUAGAGCUAUACUUGCAGGAGCUCUGGGCCAUGAAGAUCACAGCACGAAACCACCCCAAUGUCAUCGCUCUGUACAACUGCCUCUUACAGACCGGACCAAAAACACUGCAGCCCCUGAGAUCAGGUAGGCUGCCUUUGGACUUAGUUGAGAGCACUCUUAAAGGGAGAGUAGUGGACAAAGACUCAAAAACCCAGAUGAGGAAUUCAUCCAGAUCGAAGAGGAGACUGAUGUCCAAAGAGGAGGUUCCACGACGGUGCUUUGCCCUCUGGUUGGUGAUGGAGUACUGCGAGGGAGGCGAUCUGAAUCAGUACAUUCUGUCCAGGCCUCCGGAUGCUGAGUGCAACCAUGUUGUAGUUCAACAGCUCAGCAGUGCCAUUGCCUUCCUGCAUGAAAGUGGAAUAGUGCAUCGUGAUAUAAAGCCAGAUAAUGUUCUUGUCUCUCUUACUAAAACUGGACCAGUGAUUAAGGUGGCAGACUUUGGCCUUAGUAAGAUGGUGGACAAUCCUACAGAUGGUGUCCGUAGUAGACUGACUCUAUCUUCUACCUGUGGCUCAGAUUUCUAUAUGGCUCCUGAAGUGUGGGCAGGCCGUAAUUACACAGCCCAGGCUGACAUCUUCUCUCUGGGUGUGUUGUUCUGGGCCGUGCUGGAGAGAAUCACAUUCAUUGAGGACGGAACCAAUCAAGAACAACUUGGAGCGUAUGUUAUGCGAGGCCGCUGGCUUGCACCGUUAGGAGAGGCACUAUGUGACAACCCUGACCUGCAGCUGGUCAUCCCAAUGAGGGCACGAAGGGCUCCCCCACUGCCGCCACCAUCUAACUCCUUGUGUGCACUGCUCCUGGACAUGCUCGAUUCUGACCCUGACGCCCGGCCCAAUGCAGACCAGCUGAAGAAACGGGUUCACUCUGCUAUACUGUUAUACUGACCUCAGAGCAGCAUACUAACAGAAAUUACAAUGAGGCCAAUAAUACUCAUGGACCAGUUGUGGUAUUUUACAUUGUUUAUAUUAUCAAAGUUAAAGAUUUGUUUGUUAAAUGUCUUACAUUUUGUGUGGUAUAUCUGUUACUAUAUGGUAGUAAAUUAAUUGUACAACUUUAUCAUUGAAGACUAGUGUGUCCAGUGUUUCUUGAUGUUUCAAAUUAUUUUAUACAUAUUUAUUACAGAGACAAUUAAAGAAUCAUUGAAGUAUCAAUAAUAGUAUUGUGUGAAGGCCAUAUUUUCACAGCGCAAACUUGCAUUUUCUAAAUUUGUAUUAACAUGCCAUUUUGAGUCAAAUCUUGAAAUAAAUUCUCACAAAAUAUAUUUAUUACCAAUA